Pteronotus mesoamericanus is the source of this 2388-nucleotide messenger RNA. RefSeq names its product RCC1 like (gene RCC1L). The record is from RefSeq and is a predicted model, not a curated record. The transcript is spliced from 11 exons. The coding region runs from base 41 to 1441 and encodes 466 amino acids. NCBI's taxonomy places the organism in Eukaryota, Metazoa, Chordata, Mammalia, Chiroptera, Mormoopidae. Gene Ontology annotation, molecular function: rRNA binding; guanyl-nucleotide exchange factor activity. Gene Ontology annotation, biological process: positive regulation of mitochondrial translation. Gene Ontology annotation, cellular component: mitochondrial inner membrane.
GAUGGCGGCGCCCAGGAGCCGCUGAGGCGCGAGGCAGAGAAUGGGACAGGCGACGUUGGCGCCGGGGGCUCGGCUGGGGCGCUGGCUAAGCGGGCCGGGGCUGGGACCAUGGCGAGGGCACUGGACUGCGGCGGGGCGCUCGCGGAGCCGGCGCGAGGCGGCGGAGGCCGAGGCGGAUGCGCCUGUGUUCCAGUACGUGGGCCAGCGCGCGGCUCGCGUCGACCGCAUCUUCGUAUGGGGUUUCAGCUUCUCCGGGGCGCUGGGGGUGCCCACCUUCGUGCUGCCCGGCUCCGGGCCCCAGCCCCGUGGCGGCUUGCGGCCGCGCCGCAGGAUUCAGCCCGUGCCCUACCGCCUGGAGCUGGAUCAAAAGAUUUCAUCAGCUGCUUGUGGCUAUGGGUUCACAUUGCUGUCCUCUAAAACCAAGGAUGUUACGAAAGUUUGGGGUAUGGGACUCAACAAAGAUUCUCAGCUUGGAUUUCACAGGAGCCGGAAAGAUAAAAUGAGGGGAUACGAGUACGUUUUGGAGCCCUCGCCAGUUCCACUGCCUCUGGACAGACCUCAGGAGACGCGGGUGCUACAGGUCUCCUGCGGCAGAGCCCACUCUCUUGUGCUCACAGACAGCGAAGGAGUCUUCAGCAUGGGAAACAAUUCUUACGGGCAGUGUGGAAGAAAGGUGGUCGAAAAUGAAAUUUACAGCGAAAGUCACAAAGUCCACAGAAUGCAGGACUUCGACGGACAGGUGGUCCAGGUCGCCUGUGGUCAGGACCAUAGCCUGUUUCUGACGGAUAAAGGAGAAGUCUAUUCUUGUGGAUGGGGCGCAGAUGGGCAAACAGGUCUGGGUCACUACAAUAUUACCAGUGUACCUACCAAGCUGGGUGGAGACCUUGCUGGCGUGAACAUUGUCCAGGUUGCCACCUACGGUGAUUGUUGCCUGGCUGUGUCCGCUGCUGGAGACCUCUUUGGUUGGGGCAACUCUGAGUACCUGCAGCUGGCUUCUGUCACGGACUCCACACAGGUGAACAUUCCCCGGUGUUUACCCUUCUCAGGAGUGGGCAAGGUGAAACAGGCUGCAUGUGGUGGGACAGGCUGUGCUGUGUUGAAUGGAGAAGGACAUGUUUUUGUCUGGGGCUAUGGAAUUCUUGGGAAAGGACCAAACCUAGUGGAAACUGCUCUUCCAGAAAUGAUUCCACCCACUCUCUUUGGCUUGACGGAGUUCAACCCAGAAGUCCAGGUUUCCCGUAUACGAUGUGGACUCAGCCACUUUGCUGCCCUCACCAACAAAGGAGAGCUGUUUGUAUGGGGCAAGAACAUUCGAGGGUGCCUGGGAAUCGGCCGCCUAGAAGACCAGUAUUUCCCGUGGAGGGUGACGAUGCCUGGGGAGCCCGUGGAUGUGGCGUGUGGUGUGGAUCACAUGGUGACUCUGGCUAAAUCAUUGGUCUGAAUCUCCUUCCUGGCCUGCUUGAGCCUGGCUCGGGCCUCGGAACCACUCAGAUUGCUUAGCAGGGGCAGCCAGCGGGGUUCGAUGGGGCUCAGAGAGGAUCAGAGUGUGAUCCUUCACAACGUGUGACACUCUCUUCUAAAGCCCUUAGGAGGAACGUACUGGGAGUUCUGGACCAUGGUCCCUGCUGGAGGUGAGACCUGCUGAAUUCACACGUAAGGGCUGCCUUCGUCAGCCUGAUCUACAGGAAGACGAGUCCCCGGGCUGUGUGGCCCCCACAGGGCGAGGAUAAUUAGAAUGUCUCGGCUCUUUCCAGGGGACACAGGAUGGCUUCUGGCGUCACUUCUGGUCCAAGAACCUAGCUCCCGUGGCAUGCCAUUUUCUUUGAUCUUAAAAGGAGGCCUGGCCGAAUGCAAUGCUCAGGAGAGGUGCUGUAGCCUCGGAGCACGGCAGAGCCCUCGGCGGGUGUCUGGGCAGGCUGUGCGUGGGCCCCAGGGAGAGUGCCGGGCUGGCUUCGGCCUGGGGUUUUCAUUCAGGUCCUCCCUUCCACCCAGCCAUUUCCAGGCGGCUGCGCACGGCCAGCCUGCUGCUGGGGCACAUGCCGAAAUCCCUUCCUUGGACUGGGGUUCUCCCUGAAAAUAUCGGUGGGCACCAGCUCGGUACCACAUGGGCUCAUGACUGUCACCAGCCUUGUAACCAUUCUCUGCGCCUGGCUUGGAACAGUGGAGAAGACCCCGCAGGAAAAAGAUCAAGGCCAGAUUCCUGUGGGCUGAGGGCUCUGAACACAUCCCACAAAAGCUUGGCUGGCGUGCCAGCCUCAGAGAAGAAAGAUUCAAAGUUGUGAAAAACAUUUGAGUUAAUAAUGUAACUUGUUUUAUUCUUUAAAAAAAAUAUUUUAAAAACCUUUUUUUGGAAUAAAGUCUAUUUUCUGCCUUUUUUAUUUUAAAGAA